Adineta ricciae is the source of this 1044-nucleotide messenger RNA. The record is from the annotation of a GenBank genome assembly. NCBI's taxonomy places the organism in Eukaryota, Metazoa, Rotifera, Eurotatoria, Adinetida, Adinetidae.
AUGGAGAGUUUAGAGACUCUUGGUGAUUGCUUUCUGAAAUUGGCCGUAUCGAUGGCACUGUAUUAUCAAUAUCCUUCGGCAAAUGUCGGUGUAUUGACAAAAGAAAAGAUUCAGGAGAUUACUAAUGAAAAUCUCUAUAGAAUAGCUGUCGAAUCUAGAUUGAAAACUUACCUUUAUUCGGAUAAAAUCAUUCUGGAUGGUAAUGAUUUCAAUUGGUUACCUCCAGGAUAUAUAAUCAAAGUUAAAGAUCAGAUGAAAUAUACACAUCAAACAGUAAAACGUAAAGCAUUUGCCGAUAUGAUUGAAGCAUUGAUUGGAGCUUUCCUUAUCUCAAGUAAUUAUAUAACAACGAUUAGAUUUAUGCAAUGGCUUGGACUGAAUGUCAUUCCACUCGAUGAGAACAGUUGUAUUAUGUCUACACCACCAAUAAUCGCGCCGGCUUCAAUGAAUGAAAUCAAUCGUAUUUUCCACGAGGAAAAUUUUAGUGAAAUUGAAAAUAAACUUCGAUAUAAAUUUCGAAAUAAAGCAUAUCUCGUUGCAGCCUUUACUCAUCCAUCGAAAUCUAUACAGUCGAAUGGUAUUUCGUAUGAAAGAUUAGAGUUUUUAGGCGAUGCUCUUCUAGAUUUCCUAGUUAUUCGCUAUACAUUUCUUAACUAUGAUCAACAUGUCACACCGGGCAGAUUGACCGAUAUUCGACAAGAUUUAUCAAACAAUAGCCGUUUAGGAUAUCUCCUCGUCUCUUAUGAACUUCAUACAAACAUUCGUUAUCGUUCCAGUGAACUUUCUCAACAGAUUCAAGUUUAUAUCGACCAUUUCAAACUCACUUCCAAAACUCCAUUAGCUAAUGCGCCGAAAAUCUUUGCCGACGUCUUCGAGGCGUUGAUUGGUGCUAUCUUUUUUGAUUCAAACAAUUCUUUGGAAACUGUUUGGAAAGUUAUCGAACCUUUUCUCGGAAGUUUAUUCGAUCAAUCAAUUAUUGAUCCGAAUAUAAGCCCAAUACGAACAAUUGUCGAAAAGGGUGGGAAAAUAGGAAUUCACGGAUGA